Xenopus laevis (African clawed frog) is the source of this 2648-nucleotide messenger RNA. It is a transcript of the gene sgcz.S, whose product is annotated as sarcoglycan zeta S homeolog. NCBI's taxonomy places the organism in Eukaryota, Metazoa, Chordata, Amphibia, Anura, Pipidae. Gene Ontology annotation, biological process: cardiac muscle tissue development; heart contraction. The coding region runs from base 1172 to 2068 and encodes 298 amino acids. The transcript is spliced from 11 exons. The record is from RefSeq and is a predicted model, not a curated record. Gene Ontology annotation, cellular component: sarcoglycan complex; membrane; sarcolemma.
GCCUGCAAGCAUGCUGCACUCAACCCCACCCAUAUAGGCUGCUGCCUGUAUUCAGUGCCUGGCAGGCUACAGACUGUGGCACAACACAGUCGAUCGUGAGCACCAGCUAAUUUGCAGAAACGGAAGAGAUUCUUUGGCAGAUUCCCCCCACUCCAUGCAAGCUAAUGUGAGUGUGCAGGAGGAGGGAGGCACUAAGACCUGGCAGGCAUGGGAAAGGCUUGAGAGAGAAAUCCCUUCAGUGCUGGCGCAGAGAAGAGAGGAUCGAAGUCAGUCACCUGCUGGUGAAGGAUAGAAAAGCAGCAGAGGGAACCAGAAGAGAAAGCUCAUCCUGCUCAUACAGCUGCACUUCUAGCUUCAGCUUCUCCCAACUCUAACAUAACCUUCAAAGGAACCCCCUUCCCCCGAGACUCCUCAGUUCUGUUGCUGGAAACGACACCACGCCAGUCGCAGGCAGCACUUGGUAAGCACUGCCGGUGGAAUAGGUCAGCACUGUUUUAUGCAUUCAGGAUGCAAUUUAAGUAGUAAAGGAUCAAGAAUCAUUUCUUAUCCAGUGCCUAUUUUCUAGUUUGUGAACAUAUGUCUGAAUUUGCCGCAUGCUGCUGUCCAGGGAAGCAGAGCUUUUUCUUUAGGAUGCAGCGAUUUGCCUGUUUGUAGCUUCUUGCAGAAAGGAUACAUAGAGUGAGAGCCUCCAGCCUAUUGCUACUCCGGGUUAAACAAAAGAGGGAUCUGGGUGAAAUGGAUCACCUGUAGAUUAUUGACCAUUACUGGAGCAUUUUAAGUGAUUUUAUUGGCAUUUAUAUAAUGUUAUACUCCCGACCCAUGUCGAAUAAUGAGCCUGGAAGGGACUGCUGGGAUCUGACAACUCUCUGAGAACCAGGCAUCUACAAACUGCCAACUUCCCCAUCACUUCCUCCACUUUCUUCAGGGUGGGCACUGAGAACAUCAAGGAUGGAUUGUAAAGAAGAAUUUGUAAAUCUCACAGAGACCUACUAGACAGGAAAAAGGAGUUUGGGCGACAAACACAGAUGUCCUCAAUGGUCUGAGGGCACCACAAAGAGCCAUCUGCGCACCAUGACAAGAAACAAGUAAAGAUGAAAAUUGGGAAUGAAAAGAGUUGUAUCCUGAUUGGACCAACUCCAUAAGAAAGAAUGCAGUGGCUUUGUUUCACAAAAUGACACGCGAACAGUACAUAUUGGCCACACAACAAAAUAAUCUUCGAACUGAAAAUGCUCAAUUUUAUCCAGUGGGGAUUUACGGAUGGCGAAAGAGGUGCUUGUACUUCUUUGUCCUCCUGCUGUUGGUUACUAUGAUUGUUAACUUAGCCAUGACGAUAUGGAUUUUGAAGGUUAUGAAUUUCACAGUGGAUGGCAUGGGAAAUUUAAGAAUAACCAAAAAAGGAGUACGACUAGAAGGUAUAUCUGAAUUUCUUCUCCCGUUGUAUGUGAAGGAAAUCCACUCUCGGAAGGACAGCCCAGUGGUAUUCCAGUCGGACAGAAAUAUUACAGUGAAUGCAAGAAAUGAGAAUGGGCAGUUAACAGGUCAAAUGACAGUAGGGGCAGACUUUGUGGAAGCCCAGUGCAAAAGAUUUGAAGUUAAGUCACACGAAGACGAGAAGAUUUUGUUUAUGGCAGAUGAGGAGGAAAUUGUUAUAGGAGCUGACCGGCUCAGAGUUACAGGGACAGAAGGAUCCAUUUUUGAGCACUCUGUGGAAACACCACACAUAAGAGCGGGACCCUCCCAAGACCUUAGACUUGAAUCUCCAACAAGAUCUUUAACAAUGGAAGCACCAAAGGGAGUACACAUUAGUGCGGUUGCAGGGGAAUUUAAGGCCAGCUGUAGAAAAGAAUUGCACUUACAGUCCACAGAUGGGGAGAUAUUUUUAAAUGCAGACAAUAUCAGACUUGGAAAUCUACCACAUGGUUCAUAUUCAUCAUCGACACCUAAUUCAGUAGGGCCUCGGCAAACUGUCUAUGAACUGUGCAUAUGUCCGAAUGGGAAACUGUAUCUUUCUCCAUCUGGAGCUAGCUCCACGUGUCAAUUAAAUAGCAAUAUUUGCCUGUGGAGCUGAAGGAACUACAUGUUUCCUCAUACCAGAAUAGCCUUUUGCUACUGACUCUCUGAUUACCAGUUUGCUUGGUUUCCCUUGUGAUAUGGCAGAAGCCAAUGAUGGUCUACAGGGCCUCUUCCAACCUGCUUUCAGUUGUGGAUUUACAAGAAACCAGCACUGAGGUGGAUACAAAGAUUCAAAGCAUUGCAUCAGUUCAGCGUUCAGUGGAAAACCUGGAUGAAAAUGUCCAUUUUUUGCUGGUGUAUUACACAGGUGCCUUUGCUAAAGGAAGGGAAGCACAGAGAUCUAAAUAUUGCAGAAACCUAUAACAAAGAAAACGUUCAGUAUCUAUAUAGAACACAAUCAACUUCACUGGAAAAUCACUUUGGGGAAAAAAACAAUAAAAUAACUAUGUAAAAAAAAGUUUUAAAGCACAAUUUUCCAUUCAGUAUUUUUUCCAUUCAGUAUUUUGGGUGUAUACUUUUAUCCCUUGAUGAAAAUAAAAAGAGAAAAAAAAACCCAUAAUAAUAAAUAAAAUACAGUAAGUAUUGUGUGAUAUUGCCUUUACUAAACAAUUAAAUCCAAGAAAUGUUUUUAAAAA